AUGGCCGACGAUCUGGACGAUAUUCCUGAACUUCUCGACAGCACAGAGGAACCGACACCUUCUUUGUUGAACAGUACCGAUGCGUCCACCGGCGACACGGUCCCUCUUACCAUCAUCUGUGGCUUUCUCGGUGCCGGUAAAUCCACCCUCGUCAAGCGCAUAUUGACGGAGCGCCAUGGGUACCGAAUCGCGGUUAUCAUGAACGAGUUCGGAGAUACGGCGGUACGCAGGGGCCCGUUCGGAGCAAAAACGAUCAACGUUACUUCGCCCGAUGACCCCAACCAACAGUCGGAAGAGUUCCUCGAGCUGGCGAACGGCUGCCUGUGCUGCAGCAUCAAAGACAUGGGCGCCGCAGCCAUCGAAAAGCUCAUGGCUCGCAAGGGCGCGUUUGAUCACAUUUUACUGGAAACGACCGGUCUCGCAGAUCCUGGUCCGAUCGCAUCUAUGUUUUGGCAAAAUGAGGAGUACUCUGCGGGCUUGGGGCGCGACAUCCACCUAGACGGAGUUGUCUGCAUGGUAGACGCUGUUUUUGGUCGACAGCAAAUGGAAGAAGAUCAUGCUGCAGAUGGUAUAGGUGAAAGCCUACGACAAAUCGCCGGCUCGGACGUUAUACUUCUCAACAAAGUCGAUCUUGUCUCGCCUCAGCAUGUCGACGCUACCGAAGCUGUCAUCCGCGGCCUCAAUCCCGCGGCCUCCAUUCACCGCACCGUCCGCGGCGAGAUCGACCUGAAGCACAUCAUGGGCGUCGACGCCUAUGCCGCUCGCCAGAUGCUCCAUGAAGCGCGGGCCCGCUUGACAAAGCCCGACCACGCCAACGAUCAUGACCAUGACCACGACCACCACGGAGACCACCCACACGUGAAGCCCACACAUUACGAGCUGCGAGGGAUCUCAAGCUUACAGAUCGACUGUCCGCGGCUCAACCCCACCCAGAUGGCCAAGCUCGACGAGUGGAUUCGCAGCGUAUUAUGGGAGAAGCGAGUCCCCGGUGCCCCAUCGGCCACCGUCGACGUCCUACGAUGCAAAGGGCUCUUUGUCACGACGGGGGGAGAGCUGCAUGUCUUGCAGGGGGUGCGGAACAUGUACGACAUCGCGCAGGUCGAGGAGGAUGCGGAGCUGGGGUUACCCGAUACCGGAAAGCUGGUGUUCAUCGGGAAGGGUCUGGGAGAGGACGUGCGGCGUAGUCUACAACAACAUUUGGGUCUCAUGUAG
This is a messenger RNA of Epithele typhae, 1212 nucleotides long. Its product is annotated as cobW-domain-containing protein. The transcript has 7 exons. Gene Ontology annotation, cellular component: cytoplasm. The record is from RefSeq and is a predicted model, not a curated record. NCBI's taxonomy places the organism in Eukaryota, Fungi, Basidiomycota, Agaricomycetes, Polyporales, Epitheliaceae. Bases 1 to 1212 code for a protein of 403 amino acids.